Molecule: messenger RNA, 461 nt
Organism: Funneliformis caledonium
Lineage: Eukaryota; Fungi; Glomeromycota; Glomeromycetes; Glomerales; Glomeraceae
Source: the annotation of a GenBank genome assembly
AUGGUUGCAUCAAAUCGUAUUCAUCUUCCGAUUUUUACACAUAAUAAUCCAUUAUAUGCAAACAUUAAAGGUAGAGUUUCAAUAUUUGUUCUCAAAAAAAUAAAUAAGCAAUAUCAGAAGGCAGCCCACGCAACUAUACAGGAACCUUUACCACCAUGUAUCAAAUCUUUUUCAAAAACAAUGGGAUAUUCAUUGGUACCACAAGCUGAUGAAAACACCUCUCUUCAUGAAGAUACUCUGCAACCUCUUCUACGAAAUCUACAAAAGAGAUACCAAGAAUGGCCUAAAUUUCAACAAGUAGCAGCACAUGUAAUAUUAGACAACAUGAUUAAUGCCCCAUUGAUGGUUUUGCAAAAUCCCAAAGUCAUUCCUACAAGAGGACGUCCUUCUGGUACUACUAAUAAACGAUCAACUAACUCAACCAAAAGAGAUCCUUCUGGAUUUGAGUUUGUGGUUCAAAA